AUGGAAAAAAUUCUUCAAUUAGGAUAUUUUUUUUAUGGAAAACAAGAAAGUUAUAAAAUUUUGACAAAGUUAUUUGGUAAUUUAGCUUAUAUUGUAGCAGCUUUAAUUGGAAUUCCUGCAAAUAUAAUUGUUAUCAAAAGAAUUAUUCAAAGCAAAGAUUUUCAAAAAUCAGCAUCAUACUUAAUAAUUUUAAAUUUAGCUAUAGCUGAUUUAUUAUUCUUGUCAGGAACACCUUUACUUUUAUAUAAUUCAUUACUAGAUUCAUGGAAUCUUGGUAUAUUUUUAUGUAAAGCUUUUUUAUCUAGUAAUGCUGCAAAUCAUUUUGCAAGUUCCAUUUUUAUGGGACUUUUAGCAUUUGAUAGAUAUUUAGCAAUAUGUUGUAAAAAAGAUUUUUUGCCAUGGCUAAUCGUAUUUGUAGCUAUACUUCCGCUAUUUCAUUUUGGAAAUAUUGUUUAUUUUAUUGAUAAUAAAAAUGAUACAGCGCAACUAAAGAAAGCUGUAUGCAUGUUAGUAUGGUCACCAACUGAUGAUGGUGAAUUUUUACUAAGUGAUAGUUUAGAUUUUUUUGAAAAUGUACAAUUUUCAAGAAGGAUUUUUACAGCAUAUACAUUUGCUGUUGGAUAUGUUAUUCCAUUAAUAGCAGUUUGGUUAUUUUAUGCCAAUAUAAUUUAUACAGUAAGAAAACAUGGUUCAUCAACAAUAAUUUCAAAUAAUCAUAUUAAAAGACGAACCUUUAAAAUAACAAGACUUGGAGUUCUUAUUGCUGUUAUUUAUACAUUUUGUUGGUUACCAUUUUGGUUUGUACAAUGGUCAAUUGAAGAGGGUGCUUUAUGGACAUUAAAACAUAAUUGGUUAAUGGCAAUAUCUUAUUUUGCUUAUGUCUUAGGAUAUUUUAAUUCUGUCAUUAAUCCAUUUACUUUUAUAACAUUUUCUAAUAAACACAAACAUUUUACAUAUAAAAAUUCUCAAAAAAAGAAAUUAAAAGAUAAAAAAUAUGGAAUAUUAUUAGAUAAUCAUUAA
Strongyloides ratti is the source of this 1020-nucleotide messenger RNA. Its product is annotated as G protein-coupled receptor, rhodopsin-like family and GPCR, rhodopsin-like, 7TM domain-containing protein. Gene Ontology annotation, molecular function: G protein-coupled receptor activity; peptide binding. NCBI's taxonomy places the organism in Eukaryota, Metazoa, Nematoda, Chromadorea, Rhabditida, Strongyloididae. The coding region runs from base 1 to 1020 and encodes 339 amino acids. The record is from RefSeq and is a predicted model, not a curated record. Gene Ontology annotation, cellular component: membrane; neuron projection. Gene Ontology annotation, biological process: G protein-coupled receptor signaling pathway. The transcript has 6 exons.